AUGACCUCUAACGUACCAACGGCCGAAGCUGGACAAGCACAGCCACAACAACCACCUAUUCAAAUUGGCCGCCGUAUUGAGGUGGAUUAUUCUCGAGGCACGGUGCGAUACCUUGGCGAGGUGCCGCCCACAAAAGGCGAGUGGAUCGGCGUCGAGUGGGACGGCAAGGAGCGAGGGAAGCAUUCGGGCGAGCAUAACGGAACCAAGUACUUUAAUUGCCUUUUCCCUGGCACAGGCAGUUUUAUCCGACUCUCCUCCAAGAUCCAGACUGGUAACUCGUUACUCCAGGUUCUGAAGGAAAGAUAUGUCGAUGAAGAGAAGGACGCCAAGGCCGCAUUAUAUCUCGGACAGUCCAACGUCGUUGUCGAUGUCUAUGACUUUGAGCGCGUCAAGGGCCGGCAGAGUAAACUACACUUGAUGGAGGUUGUAGGUCUGGCCAACACCAAUGUCGCUACUGCAUCAGGUUUCGAUGAGAUGCAAAAGGCUUGUCCAGCCAUUCGAGACUUGGAUCUCUCGUCCACUCUGCUCUGUACAUGGAAAGACGUUGCGAACAUUUGUGCACCUCUUACCAAGCUGGACGUCCUGCGCUUGAACCGAAACCGAUUUCAGCCGCUUACAACGCAACCAUCGCUUGAAUACGGAUUCAAGAAUAUUCAAUGCCUGGCCCUGAACCGUGUCUUCAUGCCCUGGGAUGAGUUUGAGCUUUUGGAGCCUUCGUUGCCGAAUCUGAGAAUCCUUCAGAUCGGUUACAAUCUCUUUUCUGAGCUCGGCAAAGUGGAUCCCUCAGUCCCGAUCGCAUCGCAAAAGGUCAAAGGAUUUGCCAACUUGGAAAAUCUGCAUUUGGAGGGCAAUGCUUUCACAGACUGGAACCAGAUCCUGCGCCUCUCACGCUUGCCAAAACUGGAGUCUUUGGAUCUGUCAGAGAAUAAGAUUGAGAGCAUUCUCGGACCACAGGACGAGGACGACUUCAAGCUGCUGACAUCUCUUCGCCUCACCGAUAACUCCUUGAAAGAGUGGACGAGCAUCGACCAGCUCGGUCGCUAUACCUCCUUGAGAACUGUUUGGAUUGGAAACAACCCUCUCACGAAUACAGCGUCUACCGGAGAGAUCAAUACUGCAUCGGAUCCCAGGAUCACAGCCAUUGCCAGAAUGCCCCAUAUUCAGUACUUGAAUGGAUCAGAAAUAUCGAAAACAAACAGAAUCGAUGCAGAAAUAUAUUACUUGAAGAACGUGGCAAUGACGACUAAAGGAAUGGACCCUGAAGCAGUUCACGCACUUCAUCCACGUUUUGAGGAGCUUUGCGAAGUCCAUGGGCGUCCGGAUACAGGUGAUGAGUACAGAAAAGCUACCAGUGAAAUCUUAAAAGAUCGUCUGAUCGCAAUUACCUUGGUGUCAAAGGACAGCAUCGAGGGUCCUGCCAAGGCAUCGUUCCAAAGAAAUGUCUUGGGCACAAUGACGGUCAAGAACCUGAAGAACUUGGCGCAAAAGCUGCUGAAGAUCCCUGCUAUUCGCCAGGAACUGGUCUUCUUGACCAACGAUCCAGAUUAUGAGGAUGUUAAGGUCAAUGUCACCCUGAAAGAUGAUAUGCGCCAGAUAUCAUACUACGAUGUUAGCGAUGGCGAGGUGAUCAUGGUUUUGAACAAGACCAAGCUGAAAAUGUAG
Molecule: messenger RNA, 1662 nt
Organism: Gamsiella multidivaricata
Lineage: Eukaryota; Fungi; Mortierellomycota; Mortierellomycetes; Mortierellales; Mortierellaceae
Exons: 11
Coding region: 1-1662 (553 amino acids)
Cellular component (GO): cytoplasm
Molecular function (GO): protein binding
Source: RefSeq, a predicted model, not a curated record